CUCAUUUUUCUCUUUUUAACUUUAUUGCUUAUUUGUUUUGAAUAUUAGUGGUAAUCUGUGUAUAUUAUUAUCUCGGAACAGUAUAUUUUAAUUCUGCGAAGUUUAAGAUCAAGCCAAUGCUCGUCUGGGAUUAGAUCAGAUGGGCUGUCGCCGAUUUUCGGGUGGAGGACACCGCUCAAGGGGAGGUCCGCCCCCCCACCAUCGUCAUUUUCACGGCGGAAAUCGGGGUGGUAGACACUGCUGGCAUGGACCUCCUGGUGGACACCAUGGCGGCGGUCACUAUUGGGAGGGAUAUGCUCCUCCUCCACCACCGCCCCAUUGUCCACCUCCUGGGAGAUAUCCAAGUGGCGGGCACUAUUAUCAUGGAUAUCCUCCGCCUCCUCCUCACUGUCACCCACCACCUCCUCCUUCCUGUCACCCACCACCUCCUCCUCACUGUCACCCACCACCUCCUGGAAACCAAGGAGGUGGGUGCCACUAUUGCGGAUGCCCAAGUGGCGGUCCACCUCAGAGUGCACAUCCCGAGAGCGAAACACUGCCUGGUGAAGCCCCAAAUGUCGAUCAACAUGGUAACAAUGCUCCAAGCAGCCAACUCGAAAGUCCUGCUGGCGAAAUCCCCAGCAGUCAAAUACCUGGCAGGAAUAAAUACGAAAUCAUUGAUCUAUAGAAUCCGUGAUUAUUUAAGGGCAUACGUUUAUAAAAUACAUUUCUUAGACUUUAAAUAUUUUUUCUCUCGCAUUUAUUAAUUUUAACAAAGAAUGUGUUUAAAUAAUCAAUCAAUAAAAACUGACCGUAUUUUUUAACACA
Drosophila rhopaloa is the source of this 807-nucleotide messenger RNA. Its product is annotated as histidine-rich glycoprotein. The record is from RefSeq and is a predicted model, not a curated record. The transcript is spliced from 2 exons. Lineage: Eukaryota; Metazoa; Arthropoda; Insecta; Diptera; Drosophilidae. The coding region runs from base 140 to 667 and encodes 175 amino acids.